This is a messenger RNA of Calidris pugnax (ruff), 1198 nucleotides long. RefSeq names its product nudix hydrolase 5 (gene NUDT5). Lineage: Eukaryota; Metazoa; Chordata; Aves; Charadriiformes; Scolopacidae. Gene Ontology annotation, molecular function: ADP-ribose diphosphatase activity. Gene Ontology annotation, cellular component: nucleus. The record is from RefSeq and is a predicted model, not a curated record. The transcript has 11 exons. Bases 291 to 953 code for a protein of 220 amino acids. Gene Ontology annotation, biological process: nucleoside phosphate metabolic process; ribose phosphate metabolic process.
GCGCUGCACACGGUCCCCUCGCCUCAGCUCACCUCAGACACCGACGCCUCAACGCUCCUCGGUCCCGGUCGUCCCCGAUCUCACCUCACCCACCCGCGGCAGCGCCUCCCCUCAGCUGCCGGACCGCUCUCCCGGCCUCUCGCAAGCCACCCUCGAAUCUCUCUGCUGCAGAAGAGAGCAAGCUACGUUGAGAAGAGCUUCACUGUGAGAUGAGGUUCUAGUAUGUACUUGUAACUGCUAUAGUAAUCUGGACUUUGCACAGGAGGGGGAAGAGCCUGACAUUCCUGAAAAUGGCAGCUGAGACAUCCACAGAAGUUCCAAAAACUGCUAGACAAUUCGUCCUUAAAGAAGAGGUAAUCGUAGAAAGAAAAUGGUUGAAGCUUGAAGAAACAACUUACACUGAUCCCUUUGGUAAAACCAGAACUUGGGAAACUGUAAAGCGUACUGGCAACAAGAAGGGCGUUUCAGCUGAUGGUGUAGCAGUGAUAGCGGUGCUACAGAGGACUCUGCACUACGACUGCAUCGUCCUGGUGAAACAGUUCCGGCCCCCAAUUAACGGCUAUUGCCUGGAAUUUCCUGCAGGCCUCAUUGAGGAAAAUGAGACUGCGGAAAGCGCUGCCUUGCGAGAGCUGGAGGAAGAAACCGGGUACAAGGGGGAAGUCGUUGAAUGUACUCCAGCUCUCUGCUUGGACCCAGGGUUGUCAAACAGCUCGACACACAUCGUGAGCGUCACCAUUAACGGAGAUGAUGCUGAGAAUACAAGACCCAAGCAAAAACUCGAUGACGGAGAAUUUGUGGAAGUUAUUUCACUUCCGAAGAACGACCUGCUGCAAAGGAUUGACGAACUCAUAGCAGAAGAGCACAUUGCAGUGGAUGCCAGGGUCUACACUUACGCCUUGGCCCUGAAGCGUGCGGCAGAAAAACCGCUCCAAGUCCCUUUCAUGAAGUUCUAGAACCGGACGAGGAGAAAUCGAGUUGAAAACUGCCUAAUUCAGAUGGCUUAGAAGUCUAACUCUUCUUGUAACAAAGGUCCUCUGCUCUACUUGUAGAGCAAGGAAAAAAAAAAGCAUUUGUAGGAAUGAUUCUGAUAUUUUUAUCUGGAAUUAUGUAACUAUCAAAAAGCAUUUCUUCUGACUGCUCGGUCUAUCAAGUCCUGACAGAAUAAUCAUAAUAAAAACGCUGCUUAAUUUUCAGAGUG